Messenger RNA from Alternaria arbusti, 1980 nucleotides. RefSeq lists its product as uncharacterized. NCBI's taxonomy places the organism in Eukaryota, Fungi, Ascomycota, Dothideomycetes, Pleosporales, Pleosporaceae. The coding region runs from base 1 to 1980 and encodes 659 amino acids. The record is from RefSeq and is a predicted model, not a curated record. The transcript has 5 exons.
AUGCCCCCCAACACUUCAGAUUCCUCCGAUCUCGAUCGUCUCUUCCUGAUCAUUGAUUGGGGGACCACUUACGGAAAGAUGGGCCGCAUCCAUGUCCCCGCCGGACAGGACGUCAAUUCGAUCAGCAAAGAUAAUAUCGAUUAUCUCCACGGAUAUGACGAAGACAUUUGUCCCAACGACAAACACAACGAUUUUGUACCCACGCAUAUAUACUAUGGUGUGGACGGCGACAAUUCCUGGGGCUGGAGCGUGUCCCGACUACUGAGCACGUUUCAUGAGGAAAUCCAUCAAAAUGGUGAUCGCCUUGUGCGUCUCUCCAAACUGAUGCUGGACGACGCCGACGCGACUUUAGACGUUCGCAACGACCUCGAAAAACAACUCAAUGGCCUUAUAAGAGAUGGGUACAUCCGCGAACAAGACGAUGUCAUGAAGGACUACUUUACAGAGUGGUUCACGUUCGCAAAGGAGCAAUCCUUCGAUAUGGGGAUUGCGUGCCCCGGAUUUGUUAUCUCCGUCCCUAGUGACUGGGGCGUAAUAUCCUGUCAUCGAUAUUAUACGGCGAUUGUCAAAGCGAUAGUGGAGGUGUGGAACCUACAAGUACCACCCAGCAUCACAACAGUAUCAGAGCCUGAGGCAGCCGCUUCUUAUUGUCUUUCCUUAAAGGGCACUGAGGUCGGAAUUGGAUCCUGUGUUUCCGUCAUCGAUGCUGGAGGUGGCACUAUCGAGAUGAUCACACUCAAGAAGACACGCAAUGAUCCACCCCACGAUCACCAAACCGAUCUAGGUGACUCUCAUGGAGGUGAUUCGCUGAACCGAGUUCUCCGAGACAUUGUCACAAAGAAGCUGGCAUCAGAAUCAUAUCUUGGUGAACAAUACGCGGACAUAACAGUUCCUAGUAUUGUUGCGGGUGUCGUGCAAAAGUACGAGUCCGACAUCAAACGCUCAUCUAGUGAUCCAACGACUAAGCCGCCAUCCGGGUUCGUCAUCCAGGGUCUCAAAUCGGAUCCGGCAAGAGGGCUUUUUCCUCAUACCCUCAAACUCACAUCAGAUGAAUGGAUUCGAGUGUACAAACCUGCUCAUGACGGUCUGAUCAAGAUCAUUGACGAACAACAUUCCCUCGUUGUAGCCAAGGGAGAGCGCAUCGAUUCUGUCGUCUGGGUCGGACAAUUCUCCGACAGCAAGUCGUUCCGAGCCAGAGGAAAGCGAUAUAUGGCCACCUGGGAACAUGUCCCAGAGCAUACCGACGAAAAGGAAUACUCAACCUACGCAGUCACCGGUGGUGCAGGGCUCAAAGCCCUCAAAGUAAAGAUGUUCCCCCCAAAUCGAUUCCUGCGCGCCAGCUUCGCUAUCGAGCGACACGUUCCUAAAGAAUGGACCCAUCGAAGCGUCCGUUUCUUUAAAGAACACCCCCAGCUUCGGCAUUUACGUAAAGCCCACGGCGAACUGGGUAACGAUGGCAAACUCUACAUAUUCAACUAUCUCGAAUACUUCGCGCAGAAGGGAGAUAAGUUUCCACCAGGCCGGCAAUACUUCUUCACGUCUACUCACUCAUUCCAUCUCUCAAAGCGGUGGAUAGCUGAGGAGCAAAUUUGGUACACCCCCCAAGGACCAAAGAAAUCAUGGUAUCGCUCCGAUGACGAAGAAAACAAGGACGCAAGAGUGCUGGGGACAAUCCACUACGAUAUGAGUGCACUCAAGCAGAGCGUCGGCGAAGAAUUUCGGGUUGGCUCAAAAGGUGACGACUUCUACGAGAUCACCCUGCGUGUCAUGGUCGAAAUGCGGGCGGACUACCCUCACACACUCAAUGUAAAGGCUAGAUGGGCGCCGGAGCUGUCUGGGGUAUCGCGGCAGGAUACCGACGCGGAUGAUGACGCCGACGUCGACAAAGACUCCCGAGAAAUGCUUGAUGGCGACAAUGCCAUGGUAUUCGAAGGCGAGUACAUCAACGUCUCAGCGGCGUUCAAUGUCUCGGCCGUAUGA